GGUCCUCACAGCAGACUAAACCCGCAAAUAAAUCCGUUGUCUCUCUCGACGACUAUGUGGUGAGCGAUGACGACCUCUGGGAGAGUGAAUCCGAAGAAGAGUUUAAACCAAAGCGCGGAAAGAGAAGGGGAAGCGAUUCAGAGAGCGAUUGGGAAGUGGAAAACAAACGCGGCGGUCGGACGGCUAGAAAGCGAUACAAUGAGUCGGGAAGUGAUUCGGACAGCGAUUGGGGAAAGAAGAAGAAGAAAACUCCCAAAAAGUCGACGAAAAAACGCCAGAAGCCCACGCGAAAGAGUCCGCGAAAACAAUUGAGUGAAUCGGAGGACGAAAUCGAUGACAUCGACGACGAUGAGGAAGAGGAGGACGUGAAACCAAAGGGACGGCGAAGGGGUAAGAGAGCGGACUCAGAGGACGACGACAGUGAUGAUGACUAUAGAGGCGGUGGUGGCGGCCGGAGAGGCGCCAAAAAGAGUCCUAAAAAAGGAGGUCCCGGAAGACCUAAACGCGAGGUCGCUAAACGAGGGGCCAAAAAGAGAGCGCGCGAUGAGGAGGACGAAGAGGAUGAAGAGGUGUCCGAAGACGACUCGAUGACUAAAAGGAAGCGAAACUCACGGAAAGCCGAAGAAUCUGAAGACGAAGAAUCUGAUGGCGAAGAUGUGGACAGUUUGGUAAAGGAGGCCAAAGGGUUUGUGC
Oppiella nova is the source of this 693-nucleotide messenger RNA. Lineage: Eukaryota; Metazoa; Arthropoda; Arachnida; Sarcoptiformes; Oppiidae. The record is from the annotation of a GenBank genome assembly.